ACCCUCGUCACGGCUGUAGUUUGUUUACGAACAUAAAAGAAAUCACGAAUAUCAGCGGAAGUGGCGAUGAAAUAUUUUUUUUUUUUUGAUAUGACAAAGUUAUCCGGAAGUAAACGAGUCGCACCAACAUAUUAAACAUUUAGAGGAACUAUGACAUUGAGAGCACAUUGUCAACACAACAGAAAAUCAUGUUAAGUUUCUUCGGAUUCCGUAAAGACUCAAAAAAGUCAACAUCUGACAAGGAAGUAGAUGGAGGCUUUGUCAUCAUUGGAGAAACAGCUGAGGAGCAAAGGCAGAAAAUGUCCACCAUGAACAUUGCUCAACCCUCUACCAAUGUCAUUAUACGGCCAUUUAGGGAAUCCCGUCCAAAUCCAUCUCGACACACUGGUGAAAAGUUGCCUGCACCUGUACGUCCUGUGAGACCAGCAGAUGAGCCCCCGGCGGUGGAAGCUCCUUCAGCUUCUUCAGCUUCUUCAGCCUCCCAAGAUCUUCUGAGUGACAUCCCCUUCACUUUGGCCCCUCACGUCUUGGCCAUGCAUUCAGGAUUCCCCCGAGUCACAGAUGUCCUACUGUCCUGCAACCUAAACUACAGCCUGGGCAGUUAUAAGUAUGACUUCAGUUUAGAAAACUCUGUGCUCCAUAACAACCAGUCUGUUUGAAUUUUGAAAUCGCCAUGAAUUCACAAUCGGGGAAACUUACGGAAGAGUAUUAGGGCCAGGAAAAUAAAAAUUAUAUUUUAGAGGAGGAAGAUUUUU
Molecule: messenger RNA, 755 nt
Organism: Cololabis saira (Pacific saury)
Lineage: Eukaryota; Metazoa; Chordata; Actinopteri; Beloniformes; Belonidae
Gene: umad1
Product: UBAP1-MVB12-associated (UMA) domain containing 1
Exons: 4
Coding region: 189-659 (156 amino acids)
Source: RefSeq, a predicted model, not a curated record